Messenger RNA from Chlamydomonas reinhardtii, 6054 nucleotides. RefSeq lists its product as uncharacterized. Gene Ontology annotation, cellular component: membrane. Gene Ontology annotation, molecular function: voltage-gated potassium channel activity. The record is from RefSeq and is a predicted model, not a curated record. The coding region runs from base 253 to 5208 and encodes 1651 amino acids. Gene Ontology annotation, biological process: potassium ion transport; transmembrane transport. Lineage: Eukaryota; Viridiplantae; Chlorophyta; Chlorophyceae; Chlamydomonadales; Chlamydomonadaceae. The transcript has 21 exons.
ACAAAGUAGCACACUGCGUUAUGGCGGGCCCUUCCAACAGCUGUUGACCGUCUCUUCUCCACUGUGCAUCAAGAACUGUGCCGCUGCAAUGUCAAGACUUCGCUGAGCAGCCGACAAAGCAUAGAAUGAGCAACUGGAUAAAGCGCGCUUGGCUUAAGCUGGUCUUACAGUCGAACUGCGCCGCCGAAGUCUGCAGGGCCCCCUUGCCUUAGGGCCACCUUCCCUCAGCUACGGGCUUAGGCUGGGCCAAGGAUGCUUAUCGCGCUUAAGCGGAACGGCUGGCCUCAGCAUGCGCCGCAUCCUCCGGAGGUGCGCGAGGCCGCGCAGCGAUGGGAGCGCUUGCCGCCCAGCAGCGUGGGCGCGGUGUCUACGGGUCCAGGCAUUGGCUCGGGAUCAGUAGAGCUGGAGGAUGAUCAGAAUCCUUCACAGAAGCCGCUGGGCCGGCAGGGCCCCGCACCACACAACCCUUACCAGCGGCCGACACUGGACCCGGUGGCGAAGCGGGCGGUGUAUCUACAGGAGGGGGAUGGCGCUCUUAGCUCUGAAUUCAAGCAGCAGGUGGCGGACCUGAUGCAAGAGGAGGAGUACGGAGUCUUCAGGCUGGUGGUCCCACACGUCAACCUGGACAGGGAGGCCUUCAACAAGUAUGUGGACUGGCUGAACGCGCAGCACCCCGCGACCAUCUCCCGGAAGCCAGAGGUGGCGUCACACAGGUCCAUCUUCGGGCUGCCCAUGGUGCGGCCCUUCAGCCCGCUGUCGCUGUUCUGGAUGGGGCUCAUGUUCCUGGUGGACAUCACGUGGACGGCCUUUGGUGUGCCCAUCAACGUGGGCUUCUGCUCCAUCGACUACGGCAACCUGAGCUCCAACUGCACCGCAACGGACCUGACUUUCGGCUGCCUCUACACUUCAAAUCUGUUGAUGAGCUUCCAGCUGGGCCUGACGGUUGUGAACGGCCACCGCAAGAAGCGGGUAAUGGAUGGCCGCAAGGUGGCCUACUACUACGUGACGCACAUCCGCUUCUGGCUGGACCUGGCCGCCACCGUGCCGUUCAUCUACCUCAUCUGCGUCAUCGUGAUCAGCGGGGGUCACGGCUAUACGGCCAAGUGGGUCAACGCGGUGUCGCUGAUCCGGCUGCUGCGCCUGCUGCGCCUCAUCAGCGUCUCCAAGGUGAUCCACAUCGACAGCACUCUGGGCCAGGACGGCUUCAUCAGCAAGUACAUCAAUUUCUCCACCCUGUACGUGUUGAUGGUGGCGUACCAGGUGUUUGUGCUGGUCAACUUUGUGGCGUGCAUCAUGGUGCUGCUGGCGUACAUGCACGGGCUGGAGGACAGCUGGAUGACGAGCGCCGACUGGGCUAACCUGCCAGAAUCCUCCCGCCCCUACCAGUGGUUCACAUCAGUCUACUGGAUCAUCACCACGGCCACCACCACCGGCUUCGGCGACCUGGGGCCGCGCUGGUGGGCGGAGCAGCUGGUGAUUAACAUGACCAUGAUCGCGGGCAUGAUCGCGUUUGGUAUCCUGGUCGCCAGCGUCACGACCUCGCUGGCGCGUGCCGAUGUUGCGGCCACACGGCUGCAAGCGCACAUCAAGAAGAUUAGCCUGGUCAAGCACUGGCUGACCACAUGCACGCUCAACGAGCACCUGCGCCUCGGCAUCCAGGAGUACUUCGCUCAGGUCUACGUGGCCAAGCAAUCGUUGGAGUACGGCGAGGCGGAGCUGUUCGCAGACCUGCCCUCCUACCUGAGAUUCGAGGUGGCCAGCGAGCUGGCGCUGCCGCUGAUCAAGUCCGUGCACGCGCUGCGCGACUUGAACGAGGACGCACAGCAGCUGCUGGCCGCGCACUUCCGGCCCAUCAAGGCCAUCGUGGGCCAGGAGCUGUGCCGGCAGGGCGACGACGCGGACCGCAUGUGGCUGCUGGCGUCGGGGCGGCUAGUGGCGCUGCGGCACAAGGAGGAGGCGCAGCACGUGUCGGCGCCGGCGCUGGUGGGCGACUCGCUGCUGCUGGCGCUGGACGUCAAGCCCUGCAGGUUCCGGCCCUGGACGCUGCGUGCGGCUGGCCCUUGCCAGCUGUGGGAGGUGCGGCUGGAGGACCUGUCCCGCGUGCUGCACAUUUACCCCGGCAUCCGCCUCGCGUUGCUUGAGUACAUCCGCGCAGCCCUGGUGAGGCACAUCUUCUACCUGGGUGCGGACGACCAGCACAGCAGCACAGUCGGCGCUGUGACGCUCAGCACCACUGGCGGCUGGUGUGAGGUGGUGGCGCUGCUGGCGAGCGCGAUCGCCGGCAACUAUGGAGAGUUGCCUUGGCCGCUGGACGAGCUAUCAAUAGAGCUGGAGCGGGCAAACAUCGAGGACGGCAGCCUACAGGGGGUGCUGACCGAGCUGGUGGAGGAGUCCAUGGUGCGGGACGGCCUCACGCCUGAGGCCGUGAUGGGGUUGCCGCUGGAGGUGCAGCAGGAGGUGCAGCGCCAGCAGGCAGACGUCGCCGCCACCUUUGGCCUGCCGCCCGACCUGUUCGUCGCCAACACCGUGGUGGGCAACACCAUCGACGAGAACGCCUCCAUGUCGGGGCCCGACCCCAGCCCCGCUGCGCUCAGCGGGCACCAGAACGGCGAGAGCAUCAUCGUCAGCAACCUCAUCACGCCCAGCCGGCAGAGCGCCGGCCGGCGCGAGGUGGCGCCGUGGAUGGCGGCGGCGAUGAGCUCCAACCAGAAGUUCUAUCCGCACAAGGGCCCGGCGCCGUGGGACCUCGAAGAGGAGACCGCAGCCGGGGCCGACAACACGGCUGCAGCGGCGGCAGGCGCAGGAGGCACGGCGGCCGCGGCAGGCUCAGGCGGCGGCGCCGCGCCAGGCAGUACCACGCCGCCCAUGCCCGGCUCCCAGCGUGUGUCAGUGGCCGGCGAACAGGGUACGGACUUGCAGGGCAACGGACAGUCCGGCCUCGCGGAGCGCCCGCACUCGCGCAACGACCCCGGCUUUCAUGGCGGCCGGUCGCCCUCCCGCCAGCAGCCGCCGGGCUCUGCCGGCGGCAUGCCGGCCACAGCGCUGCAGCUGUCUAGCCGUAUGCAGCCGGCGCCUCCAUACCAGCGCUUCGCAGUCGGCGGCAACAUGGGGCCAUCAUCCAGCGUGCUGCCCAUGCCGCCGUCCGCUGCUGCCGUUGCGGGUGGCAUGGUGGUGGGUCAGGGACUGUUGGGGAUGAUGGAGCGGCCCAUUCGCCGCGUGGUGUCGCAGCAGCGCAACCUGGGCGCCGGCUCGACUGAGUCCAACUCCACCAGUGCCGCCGGGGUGCACUCGAGCUCCGUGUCCAUGAACGUGCUGCCGCGGCCUCUGCAGCAGCCCACCGCCGGGGCCUCCGCCGCCACGCCGUCGCUGAGGCCAUAUAAGCAACUGUCGCUGCAACAGCAGCGGUCCAGGCAGUUCCUGGAGGAACAGCAGCAGCAGCAGCCAACUGGGAGCAGGCGGCUGAUGCACUGCAGGACCGACCCCACAGCCGGGCUGGAGAGCGGCCCCGAGGCCGCGGACAUCAGCUUCGGUGGCCCGCACGUGGCGGCCGGCCCGGCGCCCGCCUCCAGCGACGGCGACCAGAGGAGAAGCGUGGACCGCACCUCUGCACCGCCAGCCAUGGCGCCGCGUGAGGCAGAUACGCUGGAGCACGCCGCCGCCGCUGCCAGCAAGCCGGGCCCUGAUGCUGACGACCCCAUUGCGCAAGAGACGAGGCCCGGACCCCCUGGCGGCCGGCGGCCGGCCAGCAUCGACGGCAGCAGCAUGCGACCGCCGUCGCGCUCAUCGCCGCUGGACCCUGUGCGAGAGAGUUGCGGGCCAUCAGAGCUCGACACCGACAACGAUGGUGGGAUACGGUCCCCGACUGGUGCACAUCUUCAUCAUGACCCAUCGCGGCAGCAGCAGCAUGCGUUCCGCCACUCGCUCACAGGCGGAACGCCAAGUGCGGGACAGCACACGCCGGAGAUCAUGGGGCAGCAGCAGCAGCAGCCACUGAACGCACAGGGUCACGGGCUUGCCACCAAGUCUCUGACUGCGGGCGGCGGACUGCCACCACACCACAUCGCUUCGGCGGCGCCAGGGCUGCGCCGCUCCAUGCUCAGUCGGUUCUCAUCGCCGUUUGCCACGGCCACAUUCCACAACCAGGCGCAUUCCAUCUCAGGUGGAACAGCGCUCGGGGCGCCGGUACUGCCGGGAGCGGGCUCGCACACCUCGGGCGCUGCGGGGCACGGGCCUGCUGGGCUGGGUUCGUCGUCAGGGCCCGGAUCUGCAUCCGGUGGUGCGUCAAGCUUGCACCAGCAGCACCAGCAGCAUCCGCAGCACCAGCAGGGCGCUGUGGCAAUGGGGCACCCCUGCACUCAGUGCGGCGCUGUCGCCUGCCCCACCUGCGGCAGCUGGACAAACACCGCCGCCCUGCAGCAACACACGGCGCACCCGCACCCGCACGUGCACUUUAACCCGCUCAACCAGCGGCCGCCGGCGCUGGGCCUCGCCGGCGGCUCCAGCAUACUCCCGGUCGCGCCCUCCAUUGCGCACGCGCCGGGCGGCAGCGGCGCGGGGGCCGCCGCAGCUGCCACGCUGGCGGCUGCGGGUGCGGCGGCCAGCCAGACAGCGCUGCACCAGGUCCAACAGCAGCAGCAGCAGCAGCUGCACCAGCCCCAGCCCCAGUACCAGUACCAGGGCUCGCGGGAGCGCGUGACGCCGUCGCAGUCGCUGAUGGACGUCAUCCGCGGCAGCAUGCGGCACCGCAGCGGCGGCGCGACCAGCUUCGCGUCGCCGCCGCUGCACGUGCAGUCGCUGCAGCCGCCCGCGCUGCUGGGUGCCAUGUCCGUCACCGCUGGCGCCUCGCUGCCGGGGCCGUACCGCGGCGGCCUGCUCGGGGGCAACAGCACCGGCAACGCGCUCCCGGGUGGGCCUCAGCACAACAACAACAACCUGGCGGCAGCUGCCGGCAACACCCCGAACCUAAACAACAGCUUCAUCAUGGCGGCGGGCGGCGGUGGCGGUGUGCCGGGCAGCCCCAGCCGGCCGCUGGGUCGGCGCUCGCGCAUGUUUGGGCGCAGCUUCGCGGCGGCGAACCGGUACGACAACCUGAUGCGGCACACGCUCAGGCGGGACACGCUGGUGCGGGACACCAUCUGGGCGGCCUACUCGCAGGCGGAGUCGUCGGACUUGGCGUCGCCCUCGCUGCCGCCCGCGGCGCAGGAGUAGGCGCAGGUUUCCAAGCAUGAGCAGCUUGGCAUGCAGCAUGAUGGCGUGCUGGCGUUUGCGAGCGGGUGGGGACUACCACCAAGGAGGAUUUGGCCAAGCGGGGCGAGUUAGAAGGCCUUGGCCCCAGGGCAUAUGAACAUACAUGUGAAAUGGGUGCGCCAUUUAGGCGGCGUUGCUAACGCGUGGUGCGCUCCUUGCUGACGGUGUGUGCCUGCACCUGCGGUUUUCAUGGCGCAUUCGCUGCUGAGAGUGACUCGGAGCUAUUGCUUAUUCUUCUGAUGACGUGCAUGGAGUCCAUACCUGGGCUUGGCUGUACCAUAACGAGGAUACCUGAUGCCAAGCACAUGCGCGCCUUAAGUUGUGGCGGCUAGGACUCACUGGGAACUGCCACUACCGUUUGUGGCUUGCUUUCCAGCCGACCAGGUGGCGGCCAUCUGUGGACAACAUGACUUUAUGUGCAUGUACGGUAUUAUUUUGUCGUUCGGUGACUUCGAUCUUGACCGGCUCAAGGCUGCGGGCAGGGUCCAGAAACGUACCGCUAUGACGGCCCGGCAGGCGGUAGACCCGGUCACGAGUAUACGGUCGGAACGAGGGUGCACUCAAGUUGCACUGCGUGUGCACGGCGAAGGACACAAGACCUUAGACCUUUCAUUUCGUAUGUGUAGAGCGCGUACUUGGUACUGUUGGUCGAAGCUCGCAUGGAACUGUGUUCAAGUCGCCAAGGUACUGCCCAGUGCCCGGCAUGCAUGGUCGACACAUGAGAGGGAGCGAGAGGCACCGCGAGCGCUCACAGACAUUCGGCUGCGUUGGGGGCUUUGGGCUGUACGGCACAAACGGGUGUUCUCU